Molecule: messenger RNA, 936 nt
Organism: Zasmidium cellare ATCC 36951
Lineage: Eukaryota; Fungi; Ascomycota; Dothideomycetes; Mycosphaerellales; Mycosphaerellaceae
Exons: 2
Coding region: 1-936 (311 amino acids)
Biological process (GO): phospholipid metabolic process
Molecular function (GO): phosphatidate phosphatase activity
Source: RefSeq, a predicted model, not a curated record
AUGCCCUCUGGCGAAUCCUCGCGCACGGGAGCCAAAUACUCCAAAUCGCCUCCCCACAACAAUAAUGGCUACCUCGACGCCUUCCUGCGCUUCGCCCGCAAGACACACGCCGCGGACUACAUCGGCUUGAGCAUCCUAGUGGUUGGAGAGUUACUGCUCAAGUUGUUUGGAGAGCCCUUCCAUGCGCAAUUCCGUUUGGAUGAUCCGAGGAUUCAGCAUCCGCAUGCUGAGGUCGAGCGGGUGUCGGUUGUUUGGCUCAUGGUGUACGCCGCCGCCCUCCCCAUCGUAGUCCUGAUAAUCUGGGCGAUAGCCCUCCGACCCUCCCUCCACGCCACCCACGUAACAUUCCUCGGCCUCGUCAUCGCCGUGAUCACCACUUCGUUCCUCACCGAUCUGUUCAAAGAUGCCAUAGGAAGGCCGAGACCUGACUUGAUUGCGCGCUGCAAGCCAGAGUCUGGGACACCAAAGAAUGAGAUGGUUACCAUUGAUGUUUGUACGGAGACGAAUCAUCAUGUAUUGCAUGACGGUUGGAGGUCAUAUCCUAGCGGGCACAGCUCGUUUGCGUUUGCGGGUUUGGGAUGGACAGCGCUGUUGCUUGCGAGCCAGACGCAUGUCCUGAGACCGCGAGCGAAUAUGACUGUGGUGCUGCUCUGCUUAGUGCCGCUGCUAGGCGCAGCGCUCAUUGCCAUAUCGCGUCUGGAAGAUUACAGGCACGAUGUCUUUGACGUGGUGUCGGGAUCCCUCUUAGGAAUGGCCAUAACUUACUUCAACUGGCGACGCUACUACCCAAGUCUGCUUAGCAGUACAUGCCAUGAGCCAUACUCGCUCCCGAAUGGCGAUGGACGUACAAGCCCCAACAGUGGCUUCCAACGGAUUCGAGACGAAGAAGAGGGCUACGUACGCGAAUCUGCGCGCUACGACGAACGUAGUUACUAA